AAAUGGAGAACGAGAGCAGGAGGAAGAUGAAGGAACGAUUUGGCCUGAGGCGGGACAUCUUUAAGGAGUUCCUGGCGGAAUUUCUGGGGAUAUUUGUCCUGAUACUCUUUGGAUGUGGUUCAGUAGCCCAGACGGUGCUGAGUAAAGGGGCUCUCGGGGAGCCCCUAACCAUCCACGUUGGUUUCACUCUGGGAGUGAUGAUGGCUGUCUACAUGGCAGGGGGAGUGUCAGGAGCCCACGUGAACCCUGCAGUCUCUCUGGCCAUGGUGAUCCUGGGGAAGCUACCACUGAAGAAGUUUCCUGUGUAUGUGUUGGCACAAUUCCUGGGUGCUUUUGCUGGAUCCUGUGCUGUCUAUGGGCUGUAUUAUGAUGCUUUGAUGGAAUAUACUAAUGGAGAAUUUGCUGUUACCGGUGCCAAUGCCACAGCCAACAUAUUUGCAUCUUAUCCUGCAAAACACCUCUCAGUCCUAAAUGGGUUUGUUGAUCAGGUAAUUGCAACUGGCGCUCUGAUCCUGUGCAUCCUGGCCAUCACUGACAGGAAGAACAUCGGUGCUCCAAAAGGCAUGGAGCCUCUGUGCAUCGGCCUGAUCAUCAUGGCCAUCGGAGUUUCCAUGGGUCUGAACUGUGGUUAUCCAAUCAACCCAGCUCGAGACCUCGGCCCACGGUUCUUCACGGCUGUGGCCGGAUGGGGCAUGGACGUGUUCAGAGCUGGAGGCUGCUGGUGGUGGAUCCCUGUGGCGGGGCCCAUGGUGGGCGGAGCAGCUGGAGCGGGCAUUUACUUUCUCUUCAUUGAGCUGCACCACCCUGAGCCUGAAAAACAGGAGAACAACAUCCAGGACAAAUACGAAAUGAUAACUAUGACUUAAAACUUAGAGUCAGGGUUGCAGAGCAAAGCAACAAAAGCUGCUGAUUUUCACUCUCAGACAGCAAAAUUUUUUUAUACAUUUCUGUAACACAAUUACAGUUAAUGGUUUAAUACAAAGCAUGCAUCUGACUACACAAUGUCAUACUCAUUUAUAAAAUGUGCAUGAAUGAAGCCUUUUGUCUCUUUUUGUAGGGAAUCUGGUGUGUUUAUAAGUUUCAGGGGCUCUUUAAUGUAUCAAAAUAUUAAAUUUGAUUAUCAAAUAUAUUCUAAUUAGACAUCAGUUUUUUUUCUUUAAUUCCAUGAUAUAAUACCUUUGUAUGGAAAGUUUCCUCUGGAUCAUAACUAUGCAGUGUAACUUACAUUUUCCUAUUUCCUUACUGGGAUCACCUCCUCUCGUUAGAAAUACUUGCCAAGUUUCUGUACAGCAUUUUUAUUAUUUUUGAUACUGUCUACCAUACAAACAGGGAUGUCAAAUAUAAGUAGCACUUAGGAAACAGUUGGACUAAUGUGGAAAUGUAGUAAUUUAUUUUAUUUUUAGCCAGUGUGCUAGAGUAGUGUGUAUUUUGUGGAGUGAUUUCUUUGUUCUGUUUCAUUUCAUCCUUUGCAUGUGUGUAAAAAAAUGUAUGAUUGAUUAUCUUGCUGACAGCAUUGUAUAACACAUUUGUCUAGAAAAUCCAGCCUUAAAAGACUAUACUGGUGUCGCUUACUUUUUCAGUUAUUUCCAUAAUUCUGUGACACAGAAUAUUAUGUCAUAUUGCUGAAUCACACAUUUACUCGUUACAGAGACCUUUGAUAUUGAAAAGACAUAACUUAACAUAAGACAUUUAAGUGUCUGCUUUCUGCAAAAAAGAAAAAAAAAAAAUUUUUUACUUUGUUUCCAGCAGAAACUUUUGCAAAUGUCACUCAACUCUUUGAUGAGUCAUGUUUGAGGCGGUGCACAUACUGUAUCAGGGGCAAUAUGCAAUCACUGACUGUAACUGUUUACAUUAAAAACUCUUCAGAGCUGAGGUAAAAUGUGUGAUAUAACACAAAUAGAUGGAUGGUUCAGGUUUGGUUCUGAAUUUGACACAGAAAACUGGAAAACAUUACAACAGUACAAGUAUUACAAAAGGAACAACAUUACUUGGAAAUGUAAAAUGGAGUUGUAAAAAAAACAAAAAAACACUGGAUUUUCAUUUAUUUAUUGUGUUUUUUUAGAUGUUUGUAUCCUGUGAGCACAUACAUGUAAAUUUGCAAAGACAAUCCUAAUGUGAACCCAGCCUGGAACAAUGGACAACAUGCUGUAGGCAUGAUCCAUAUAGACCCACAGUAAGCUGAUGUUAAUGUGGAUAUCUGUUGUCAGUUGAACAGGCAUUUAUACAGGCACUAAUUGUGAGAUUACAUUGUAGUGCACUGAAAGGUCAUUUUUCAACCGCACAGUGUUUGUAUAAUGUACAAGACACUUGUUUGGCAACAUGACAAUCGCUUAGAUAAAGAGUUUUUUUUUUUUCCAUUUGUUUGCUUUACUUUUGUGAAACAGAGAAAAUGUGAGGACAGACGGUUUAACAGUGAUGUAGCGUGUCUUAUAUACUUCAAACCCUGUAUGUGGCCUACGUUUGAAUCAGAAUAAUUAUAGUAUGCAUGUCUGAAAAGCAGUUUAAGGUGUUUGUUUCACUGAGGCUCUUCAGUAAGUUGGUUUAUAUGUUGGUACUUUUCUCUCCUUAUUCCUACACUUUUAUUUCAGUGCUUCCAUCCUGAGUGGCAGCCUGUCAGGACGUACCACUUUUUUCGGUUGUUGUUGUUGGUGUUGUUGUUGUUUUUUAUUUUAAGUAGCUUUUUUCUAAGGUAGUUUCCUAACACAACUUUCUCAAGUACUAUCUGUCUGAAUCAAUGUUUUCUCUUUUAAAUCAUUCGAUCUAUUGCAAUAUUGAAUAAAGUUUGUUGAAAUUAUUUAUUUGUUCACACUUGUUAUGUAGAUUUUCUAAAAA
Molecule: messenger RNA, 2832 nt
Organism: Xiphias gladius (swordfish)
Lineage: Eukaryota; Metazoa; Chordata; Actinopteri; Istiophoriformes; Xiphiidae
Gene: aqp9b
Product: aquaporin 9b
Exons: 6
Coding region: 3-866 (287 amino acids)
Biological process (GO): water transport; glycerol transmembrane transport
Cellular component (GO): plasma membrane; basolateral plasma membrane
Molecular function (GO): urea transmembrane transporter activity; glycerol channel activity; water channel activity
Source: RefSeq, a predicted model, not a curated record